CAUUUUUAAUCCAGGUCCAUUCAAUGAGUCAGCAUAUCGAUGCAGGUGGGUGUCACAAAACAGCCGUGUGCUCUGAAAAGUGGCUUUUUUGACAAGUCCUUUAAAAGGAUUUUUGAGAAAGAAGCGCUGAGUGAACCUCUGAGACUGGCUCGGAGGAACCGGAUGCAGCAGGCGAAGAAGAACCUAGGCAAAGCCUUCCUGCCCUGCAGCGGGACCAAGAAGCCCUUUGGUUCAGGGAGUUGCUAUGGCACCUUGUCUGGACCAAUAGAAGCCACAAGUCCUCAGUCAGUUCCCAAGAAAGCUCAGCGCUCACCUGGCCGCAACAUUCUCACCUCACCGCCCAAGAAAGGCAGUUGUUACAGUUAUCCUAAAGUCACUCUGUCCAAAAUGGACCUGUAUGUUUCUGACCCAUUCAACAGUGCUAAAGAAGCCCGUAAGAGAGAGGUAGCAAUCCAUCAUUUCAAACUAAGAGAUGGGCCCUUCAGAAUAAAUCUUCACCCACAGGAUUAUUUCCAAGUCAAUCGGUAUCGCAACCACAAGGCUCUCCCACCUACUCAAAAGCCUCCCCAGCCCCAAAAGAACGUCUCCACAGUUCCCUUCAGACCCCCCUCCCCCAGCAAACGGAUUGGAGGAAUGAAAACUGGAACAUUUGAUGUAUAUCCCUCACAUUCUGCUGAUCCAUACGUCAUCCACCGCUCCAAACCAGUCAAUCAAGAGCCAGUGUUUCGUCCUGCUCCUGGUCCCAAGAGCAUGCCAGUCAAAAGCAUCAUCUCUGUUAAUGUUGACAGGUUAGCUCCAUUAAUCUGCUUUAGUUUACAUGGAGGGCAUUUAGCUGACACCUUAGUGUACGUCUACUGGAAAGAUUACAACAUUUAGACUUCCUCCUGGAGGACAUCUGCAUUAAAUGUUCAGUUAUUGAGAGAAUAAUUUUAACAGUGCUUUCAUGUCAUCAAUGGACAAUGUAGUACAAACAAAAAAAAAACUGAAACGUCAGGAAUAAAUUAAUCAGUUCAUAAUAAUAGUUUGUUUCUAACUUUUGGACUAAAUUUGGAGAACAGUAUUCAAUAUUCCACAAGACCAAGUUGUUUUUAAAUCCUGGGAGAAGUGAUCCUAUUCAUUAUAAUAACUACAGACCCGUGCAGAGACCACUAAAGGGGCAGGUGCUCAAAAAAAAGAAAAAAGGGCACAUUUAACUGCAUUUUAGGACAGAUUAUUAACAAAGCCAUACAGCUUUCAGAGUUUAAUAAACAAUGAUAAAUUACAAAAUUGUGAGAUAUACAACCAAAGCUAAG
Poecilia reticulata (guppy) is the source of this 1292-nucleotide messenger RNA. The record is from RefSeq and is a predicted model, not a curated record. Lineage: Eukaryota; Metazoa; Chordata; Actinopteri; Cyprinodontiformes; Poeciliidae.